Chiroxiphia lanceolata (lance-tailed manakin) is the source of this 4395-nucleotide messenger RNA. It is a transcript of the gene EIF5A2, whose product is annotated as eukaryotic translation initiation factor 5A2. Gene Ontology annotation, molecular function: translation elongation factor activity; RNA binding; ribosome binding. The record is from RefSeq and is a predicted model, not a curated record. Gene Ontology annotation, biological process: positive regulation of translational elongation; positive regulation of translational termination. Bases 111 to 572 code for a protein of 153 amino acids. Lineage: Eukaryota; Metazoa; Chordata; Aves; Passeriformes; Pipridae. The transcript is spliced from 5 exons.
UGUGGGGCGCGUGUGCGCCGCGCCCGCCGCUCCCGCCCCGCGCCCCCGCCACCCGCCGCCCCCGGCACCCCGACCCUCCGCCGAGCCCCCCCCACCCCCCCAGCACCGCCAUGGCCGACGAGCUCGACUUCACCACGGGCGAUGCCGGCGCCUCCUCCACCUACCCCAUGCAGUGCUCAGCGCUGCGCAAGAACGGCUUCGUGGUGCUCAAGGGGCGCCCCUGCAAGAUCGUGGAGAUGUCCACCUCCAAGACGGGCAAGCACGGCCACGCCAAGGUCCACUUGGUUGGUAUUGAUAUCUUCACUGGUAAAAAGUAUGAAGAUAUUUGCCCAUCGACUCAUAACAUGGAUGUUCCAAAUAUCAAGAGGAAUGAUUACCAGCUGAUAGGCAUUCAGGAUGGGUAUCUCUCUCUGCUGACGGAAAGUGGUGAAGUUCGUGAGGAUCUAAAGUUGCCAGAAGGGGAUCUCGGCAAAGAAAUAGAAGGAAAAUUCAAUGCCAAUGAAGAUGUGCAGAUUUCUGUCAUAAGUGCAAUGAAUGAAGAAUGUGCUGUAGCCAUAAAGCCUUGCAAGUAAAGAAGAUCGCCAGGCUCGGGCAACUGCUCAGGUCUGGACAAACCACAGAUCUAUAAAUUUGGUUCUUAUUGUCACCAAAGCUCUGGCCUUCACAAGCAACCUCAUUUCCUUUUUGAAUUGUUAAAAAGCAGUGCUGGAUUCUGGAUUAGUGUUGCAGGCUAACUGGCAGUUUUCAAAAUCACUGAGAUUUUAAUUCCUUAAUUGUAACUAUUUUAACAUUCCUGUGGGUUUCAGCUAUGGAUCUAAGAAACCAAUCAGGUGUUACUAGUGGAUAUAUUUUUAUUUGCUUGAGCAAAACAGUGUUUGUCUGUAUGAACAGACAAAAUACAGUAUUCAGGGGCUUUUAGAUAAGCUGGUAGGUAUCUAGGAUUAUAAAGUGACCUAGAGCACAAAUAGUAUUUUUCUUGACAUCUUUAGGUAGAACUGACAAUAAAAGUAGCCUUUUUUUUUUCUUUUUUUUAAAGCUUAAGUACUUUGUGGAUUGGGACUCUUGCAGAACUGUAGGUGCCAAUCACAACUUUUAGACCAAGAAACUCAAGUGAUCAGAAAUGCCAGCUGGCUUGACCAAGCCCCGGUGGCCAUGUGCAACUUAACUGUAUUACCUCUGUUUUCUUCUUUGCCAACUUGUUGGCUUAUUGUAAUGAUAAAAUGGUUUUAAAAAAAAAAGCCUACCUGUAGUUUAGGCAGGCAAUUGGAAUAUUGGGUAGAUAAGACAUAGAUAGGUCAAGGGGACACAAAGGUGAGAAUGGAUGUUAAAGCUAUAGACUUUCACUCGAGGCCUUUGUCAGACUUGAAAAAUAAAAUAGAAAAAUGCAGUUCAAUUGCUUUCCUUUAUUAUAUUUAUCUUAAAACUAUAAAAGGGUGACAAACUCCAUGGGAAUCUGUUGCAGUGCUUCCAGCUUUAGGUUUUAACCUUCAGGUUCAGACCAUAUUUUUGUAGCACAGGGACCACAUGUUUUUCAAAAAGUGGGACAAACUGUAGCAUUGAGCCUAAACUAAAUGCAUGUGAUUCUUUUUAAGAAAAAAAUAAAACUAUUGUAUUUUCAAAAUAUAAACUUGACAGACGAUACCGAACAACCAUGGCUUAACUAUAAAAGUAAAACACUUGCUACCUAGUUAGGAAAGCUGGCUCCUGUCCUAGAGAGUUCUGAGUCAUAGCAACACGCCUGCAUGCCUCUAACUAUAUAGUAGCUUAACAAGGCUUCACAGCAAUAGUUAUGGAUAAUUAGCCUGCUCCUGUUUAAGGCGUUCAGCUUGAAUUCUAAGACUUGGUGACUCUUCACGAGUGGGAAACUUCCUUAGUCCAUGGCUCAGACCUCUCUUCACAGCUGAUAAAUCGUUCCAUGAACUUGCCUUAAUCUUCAGUGGCUGGUGGAGGAUGACAUGUAAGCUCGUGGCUUGCUGCCCCAGACAGCACGCACAACUCGCACCACUGGCAGCGAGAGUCAGGCUUCACGCUGCUCUCAGCUGCUUCAGAUGUGUUCAGCUUCAUAGUUUGUACUCUCUAGUCCCCGAAGGGCUCGUGGCAACUGUCCUGAACUGCCCUUGGACACAACCAUGGCAGGGCUUAGCAAAUGCAGGUGGCAAAAACAUGCAUUUCCCACAGACUCCUCACGCCAGGGAGAGCAGUACCAGUGAUGGUAAAGACAGCAAUAAAUACACUCUGGUAAUAAAGCACAGUUACCUGGGACACCUGGCAGAAGCAGGACCUGCCUCAUGCUCUUGCCCAGCACAAUACAUGUUGCAGGUGAACUCUGUAAAUAGCACCUUGACUGAAAUGGCAAAGCUGCUCUUGGAAGAAGCUGUAGAUUGUAUAAUGCCUUCAGAAUAGUUCUGAAGCGUGUGUGGAAUAGGUGAGGCUACUCUGCACUAUGCUCAUUCCUGCCUCUCCAUUGGGCUGGUACCUGGAAGACAGGCUUUGUUGGCUUUGGAGAUGACUAAAAGCACUGAUGAUAGUGCUGACAGCAAUUUGAGCUGUGUGGCGUCACAUGGGAAGUCAUAGGUUGCUAUAUCAAACUAAUGCAAGUUCUAAUGCUAUCACCAUAUUAGAAAUACUUCUCAUAUGCUUGAAAACUACGAGACUUGAAUUUGUCCUUGUUCUUGACAGUGUUUUAGUCUACUUUCAGAUGCCUGCCUAUCCUCAAAACCCUUGUUGGAAGACAGGUAUUUGAUGCCACUGGCUCACAAUCUGAGCAGUUACUCAGACUAAACUCUCUGGGACCAGGGCUGGUUUUAGUCCUGUUCCUACAAGCGGGGUUCAGGCCUGACUGAAGUUUUCAAGUAAUACAGCAAUCUAAAGAGGUUUUAUGACCUCCAGCUUGCUGGAAGAGCCCUCCUUGGGCCUUUCAGACAUCCUUCUAUUGCAACCUUCAGUUCUGCAAGAUUUAAAUGGUUAAGUACUUCAUUAUAGGUUUGUUCUUAUAUACUUAGUUGUCUUUUGUGAAGCACUUCAGACACCAUGGAAGUGCAAAGCAUCAUGCAUGAAGCUUCCCAUAAGAUAAUACAUAAGCAUGUCUUAAGCAUAAUCUCCAAGUUUCAGUAAGGUUAAAAGUUGCUUCUAAAUUAGAACAUGUAUUUGAGGCAUUUUUUUUUUCCAAACCGAGGUGUUUCAGUUUCCUGUCAGAAUCGUUGCAACAAACUUUGUUUGUGAUCAGUAAUCCAUAGAGGUGUGUAUUUUUAAGAUCCAUAACCAAGUGCUUAGGGAAGUUCUUUCAUAGCUUUGCUUAAAAACAAAUCUUACCAGUGUAUUUGUUCUGUAUUACUGUCUUAACACUUAAAUUGUGUCAAAAUCAUAAACUAUAAACUUCUGAUAGCUGAUGGCAAUUGCUUAAAGGCUGUGAACACAGGGAGGUGAUGAGAAGUGUUUCCACUCCAAAUAAUGCAUUUUUUUAUGGCUCCUGUUCAUUGAGUUUCUCUUACUACUUUACACAAUUGGAAAGACUGCAGUGUUUCCUGUCUCAAAUGUUGGCAAAUAAUACUUUGAGAUUUCAAUAGAUGCUUCUAAUUUUUGCUUACAAUGGUGGUUUUUCAACUGGGCUCUUGCUGGUUGAGCCAUGUUCUCAGGGCUGUUUUUUUUAAGAAGUUAGCUGAAGUUCAUUGUUUCUCUUGCAGGUUUUUGUAAUCCACAGUGUACCCAGAAACGGUGCACGGUCUGUAGUUUCACAAUGCAGAUAAUUUUACCUAAUCUGUAAAGAAGUCAAGUUUGUUGACAGUUCAAACUCUUAUGGUUGCUGCAGGUCAGUCUCACAGAACUCAAAAUUCAAUAAAUCCCACUUUUUUUCCUUUUUUUUUUUAAUUUUAUUUGGUUGAGUAAUUAGAAUGUAGUUUGUUACAGUAGAACUAAAUUCAGGCUAUUAUAAAAGAACCUUGCUAAGGAUAUUUCGAGUAUCCAUUGGGAAUGUUGUGAAGGUGUGGAUCCUGGAGGCAUGGUGGAGCGAUCAGCAUGGAAUGAGGGGGUCGGGAGCCUCUCCAGCGCCUGCAGCCCGGCCCUACAGGAUUUGGCACCCGAGAGUGACUUGGUUUGUGAACUCCAAGGAACUGUUUGCUGUGCUUUGCUGUAUCGCAGAAACCCUUGUUGUCCUGUGCUGUCUGUUGUAAGCAAACCUGUCUUCUCCGAGGGAAAAGGGGAAAAGGGGAGCGACGGCCACAGCUGGAGUUACGGAUCAUGGGACAAUCCAAACCCUGCUCCCGGCCUGAGCAGCUCCCGCGGCUCUCUUUUGGAAGCUUGUGUUCUCAACACCAUGGAAACGAUCAGGGGAAAAGAGAUUUGUACGUGUGUGUUUUGCUCCAGAAAUAAUAAUAAUAAAGGUGUCAGUGCUGUGGG